Messenger RNA from Sitodiplosis mosellana (orange wheat blossom midge), 11179 nucleotides. RefSeq names its product potassium channel subfamily T member 2 (gene SLO2). NCBI's taxonomy places the organism in Eukaryota, Metazoa, Arthropoda, Insecta, Diptera, Cecidomyiidae. The record is from RefSeq and is a predicted model, not a curated record. Gene Ontology annotation, biological process: potassium ion transport. Gene Ontology annotation, molecular function: intracellular sodium-activated potassium channel activity. Gene Ontology annotation, cellular component: membrane. The transcript is spliced from 26 exons. Bases 1664 to 5941 code for a protein of 1425 amino acids.
GAAACCAAUCUUGGAACCCGCAAUCAUAGCACAUGCACGCCAAGUGCUGCGAAUGUCAACCGAAAAAAUCAAAAUACUCAUCGAUAAAUAAAAAAUUAAUACGCAAGGAAAACUGAAGGGAAAGAGAAAGGGAGAGAGAGAGAGAAAGAGAAAAUAGUCGAAUCAUACGAGCUUAUAUGCAUUUUGUCACGGGCCUCGGCCUAGAUGGGGACAUUACAUUCAAUACAAUUGGUGAAUAUAAUUUUCGUUAGUCCCUUUCUUUCGCGGGUUGAUCGAAAGACAAAGAAUAUCGAACGUGCAUAUAGAAGUAUAAGCGAUUGGUUUGCCAAGUGAAAACAAUAGAAUGAAGCCAUUCUUGUGAAGCUGUCAUCACCAGAAGUGAUCAAAACCAAGAGAAAAUUUUCGAUUUGGCCAAAUUGUUUUUCGCACACAGUGAUUGUUGAGAAACCAAGCGGUGAACAUCUGCAGUUGCGUUACAAGCAUAAAAAAUCAUGAACUAUCUCUAUGAACUGGGAUGGCUUGUGUGUUUCUAGUGAAUUGAGAGUGAAAAGUUGUUCAAACAAAAGCGAAUGUCUAACGAAACUGACAUAAAAGUGGCAAUUGUUAUACAUGUUUUCAAAGAACUGAAAUGAAUAGAUUUGUAAAACGGCAUUCCAGUGGAAAAUAACGAAUGACAUGAACUAUAAUGUUUGAUGUACAAGAAAAAAAAGGAACAGAAAAAAAACAAAAAAAACGUCAUGAAAUUUUAAAUUGUUUACAAUAGAAUGUAAUCUUUUGACGACAUGUUGUAGGUGAACUUUUGGUCCCAACAUUGACGCUUUACGAUUGUUUUAUCUCUGUGUAUUUGUUAAAUAAAUAAAAGAAGGGAAUCAAUGAUAACUUUGUUCAAAUUCACCGCAAACAUUCACACAAUAUUUUGCAUAUAAAUUAUGAUUUGGAAGCACUUAAUUUGGUUUGUCAGUGAUGUGUAUGCUCCGACAAAUGGUUGUGAUAAACAUAUGAAUAGUGUGAAGAACGAGAAAAUGCUAGAUAAUUAAAAUUUCACUGUAAUAUAUUCAAACUAAUAGUGUACGAGGGAUUUUUUGAUUAUAUGUAUAUACACACAUAUGCAUGGUGCAUGAAUAACUUUGCCUGUGAAUCGAAGUGGAAAUAAAAUAAUUUCGUGAUGGAAGGGAUUCGACGAACAAAUAUUGUAUUGUCGAGGGAGAAAAGGACAUCAGAAUUUCUUGCUUGUUCUCAUUUCAAAAAUAUGCUGGUUACAUGAGUUCACAGUUAAUUCUUCGGUUGAAUGAGUGGUGAGAGGAGCAGGAAAGAAAAAGAUUCGCACACCAACAACAAAUUUACGUCAAAAUGAUGAUGGAAUUAUGAUGACGACAGACAUGGAUUCAAUGACUUAACGAUAAGAUAAGUGUGUACGAUGAACAAACUAUGAAUGCAGACGAUGAAAAUGAAUCAAUAAAUAUAAUAAUGCACGCUUCAGCAACAAGUUAUCCGAAUGGCCAAUGUUUACAUUUGAGGAGCUUAACAUGGACAUGUAAAACAAAAUAUGUGCAAAGAAUGAUGAUUCAUCAACAAUGUUAGACAUUAAUUAGAGUAUUUUAUUUGUUGCUGUUAUUGUUGCAAAUGGCUUGGUACGGGUGGAUAUGUGUGUUCCACCAAAAGUAUGAGUUAUAAAUUUCGUGUGAGUUAUAGUGCACUAAUGUCUGGCGAUGAGACGUCGUCAACUACGUCGGCGAAACCGUCACGUAAUGUUAACUUUCCAUCAACAAAACUCGAAGAAGUGAUUUCGGUCGGAAAAAAUGCCGGAAAGAUCAGCACCAUGAUUAGCGCCGCUGCUGCAACCAAUGGAAAUGGUGGAGGCGGCGGCAGCAGUGGAUCAAGACGAGGUUCGCGAUCGUUUUUCCAACGACCGCGGUCAUUGUCGAUAUGGAGCGAUAUCAGUCGCAGCAGUAUGAGGCUUGAUGAACGAGUGCGAGUGGAGUAUUAUGUCAAUGAAAAUACAUUUAAGGAAAGACUGCAACUUUAUUUUAUAAAAAACCAGAGAUCAAGUCUACGAAUACGAAUUGCAAACUUAUUUUUCAAAUUACUUACAUGCGUAUUGUAUAUUAUUCGAGUUGUAACCGAUUUAGAUCCAACAUUUGCCCAUUGUUUUGGCUGUACGCCUGGUAACAAAACGGAGUUUCUUGAAUCAGCCACAUUGACGGAGGAAGAGUUUCAAGAGCGGCCAAUCAUCAAUUGGGAUGCUAUUUUAUAUGUCAGUCGACCAACUGAAUUAUGGGCAGUACAAUUAAUAUUAGCAUUAAUAUCAUUAACUGAAGCGAUGUUAUUAACAUAUCUUGGUUAUAAGGGAAAUAUUUGGCAGCAAAUUCUAUCAUUUCAUUUUAUAUUAGAAUUGGUGACAACCGUCCCAUUUGCAUUAACGUUACUAUGGCCUCCGUUACGAAAUUUAUUCAUUCCAAUAUUUUUAAAUUGUUGGCUUGCCAAACGAUCGCUGGAAAAUAUGUUUAAUGACCUUCAUCGUGCUAUGCAGAAGUCACAAUCAGCAUUAUCACAGCAAUUGACAAUAUUAUCGGCUACAUUAUUAUGUUUAGUUUUUACCAGUGUUUGCGGUAUUCAGCAUUUUCAAAGAGCCGGCCAUCGACAUUUGAAUCUAUUUCAGAGCACAUAUUAUGUAGUUGUCACGUUUUCCACUGUAGGCUACGGUGAUUUUGUCCCAGAUAUAUGGCCUUCGCAGCUGUAUAUGGUUAUUAUGAUUUGCGUGGCGCUCAUCGUUCUACCCACUCAAUUCGAGCAACUCGCAUUCACAUGGAUGGAGCGGCAAAAACUCGGCGGCAGCUAUUCAUCGCAUCGUGCACAAAGUGAAAAACACGUUGUUGUCUGUUCGACCACAUUGCAUGCCGACACAAUAAUGGACUUUUUAAAUGAAUUCUAUGCGCAUCCGCUUCUACAGGAUUUCUAUGUGGUGCUGCUCAGCCCAAUGGAAUUGGACACCACAAUGCGAAUGAUUCUACAAGUUCCGAUAUGGGCUCAACGCGUGAUUUACAUUCAGGGGUCGUGUUUGAAAGACGGUGAUUUGGCUCGUGCACGUAUGAAUGAAGCCGAAGCGUGCUUUAUAUUGGCUGCUCGAAAUUAUAGCGAUAAAAAUGCUGCCGACGAACAUACCAUUUUACGGUCGUGGGCGGUUAAGGAUUUUGCUCCAAGUGUGCCACAAUACGUACAAAUAUUUCGGCCUGAGCAUAAGUUGCACGUGAAAUUCGCCGAGCACGUGGUUUGUGAGGAUGAAUUCAAAUAUGCGCUGCUUGCCAACAACUGCACGUGCCCCGGAGCCAGUACACUUGUCACCCUGAUUUUACAUACAUCGAGAGGACAAGAGGGUCAACAGUCGCAAGAGGAAUGGCAUCGAUUGUAUGGAAAAUGCUCGGGAAAUGAAAUUUAUCACAUCAUCUUAGGUGAUAGCCGUUUUUUCGGCGAAUACGAAGGAAAAAGCUUUACUUAUGCCAGUUUUCAUUCGCACAGAAAGUAUGGCGUUGCAUUGGUUGGUGUCCGUCCAGCGGAGUUGCCCGAAUUUUAUGAAGAAACCAUUUUAUUGAAUCCGGGCCCAAGGCACAUCAUGAAGAAGGAUGACACAUGCUAUUACAUGAGCAUUACAAAAGAGGAGAAUUCGGCGUUCGUUGUAAAUCAAAAUCAAACGACACCCGAUCAACCAAAAGAUGCUUCAGAAAAAUUUCAACAACCCUCGAUGACCACAUCGAAUUCGAAACAAAACCUCAGCGAAGCCGUUAGUGGAGCGCCAGCACCACAAACUGCAUCUAAUCCUAGUACAGCCGUUGUGGGAGGUGCUGGAGCGAGUAGCUCAGGAUCCGGGCCGCAUUUACUAUCAGCCGCAAAUCAUCUAGAAAUACCAUCGAAUAAUCCAAACCUAUUAAGUCCGGACAUUUUAAAUCAACGACGAGGAAGUAGACGACCGUCGAUACUACCCGUUCCGGAUAUGUUUACCUCAUCGUCGUUCAGUAUAUCCGGCAAUGAUGAUGGCGAUGAAUGCGACGACAGCGAAGAUGAACUUGAUGAUGAUGUUCCAUGGCGUUCACCGUCCGAAAAAAUUGCGAUUGUGAAGGGCUUUCCGCCAGUAUCACCAUUCAUCGGUGUGUCUCCCACACUUUGCUACUUGUUGAAAGAGAAGAAGCCGUUGUGCUGCCUACAAUUGGCACAGGUGUGCGAGCAUUGCAACUAUCGAAAUGCCAAGGAAUAUCAGUGGCAAAAUAAAACCAUCAUUUUGGCAGCGGACCAAGUAUCAAAUGGGAUUUAUAACUUUAUUAUACCAUUGCGAGCUCAUUUCAAGUCAAAGACAUCACUAAACCCAAUCAUAUUGCUGCUGGAACGACGACCCGAUGUUGCAUUCCUCGAUGCCAUCUCUUACUUUCCAUUAGUGUAUUGGAUGCAAGGCUCAAUUGAUAACCUGGACGAUUUGCUACGCGGUGGCAUUACACUUGCCGAAAAUGUUGUCGUUGUGAACAAGGAACUCUCGAAUUCGGCCGAAGAAGACAGUCUGUCCGAUUGUAAUACAAUUGUCGCUGUUCAAAAUAUGUUCAAAUUCUUUCCAAGCAUCAAAAGUAUAACGGAACUAUCUCAAAGCUCAAAUAUGAGAUUCAUGCAAUUCCGAGCACACGACAAAUACGCGUUACACCUAAGUAAAAUGGAAAAGAAAGAGAAGGAGCGAGGAUCGCACAUAUCAUAUAUGUUUCGCUUACCAUUCGCCGCUGGCUGUGUAUUUAGUGCAUCUAUGUUAGACACAUUACUGUAUCAAGCAUUCGUUAAAGAUUAUGUGAUAACAUUCGUACGUUUAUUAUUAGGCAUUGAUCAAGCACCGGGUAGUGGUUUUCUGACAUCGAUGAAAAUAACUAAAGACGAUAUGUGGAUUCGUACAUAUGGACGUUUAUAUCAAAAAUUGUGCUCAACAACCUGUGAAAUUCCGAUCGGAAUUUAUCGUACGCAAGAUACGAGCAGUGCCGAUGCAACACAUUACUCGAUUAAUAUGAAUGAUGAAGCACGCGAAAUCCAUAAGCAACAAAUCGAACGAGCCGAAAUAGCAAAUUUAGUUAGAAGUCGUAUGGAAUCACUGAACUUACCGACUAUCGAUUACGAUGAUGUUAGCGAAAAACGAAAUAGUUUAUCGUAUGUAAUUAUCAAUCCCAGCUGUGAUUUAAAACUUCAAGAAGGCGAUAUUAUAUAUUUGGUUCGACCGUCUCCUUUUUCGGCACAAAAAACAUUCGAAAGGCACAAUUCACGACGCAAAUCAAACAUUUCUUAUUGCUCGAAUUUAAAUAUGGCGCAAGCGGCUGCAUCAGCAUCGCGUCGCGGAUCCGGUUUCUGUUUGAAUACCUUACAGAAUUUGCCUGGGUAUGGAUUGCCAUCUUCUGCACGUGCAUCAUCACCAUAUAUUGUUCAAAAUAAACCAAAUUCUUUCUCCUUAUCCCUACCUGAUAGCCCAACGGUUGGCGGUCAAACACGCGGCAGAAGUAAUUCACUGCGCAUCGAAAGCGACAUUUCGUUGAGGCGUUCAAGUUCGCUGCGGCAGGGAUUACCUAAUGUUGGGAUAUCGGUUGGUCGACGCAAGUCGUCACUCGAAGAGAUUGGCAUUAGUCAUUUUACAACACUUAUGCAAGCCACUAACCAUUCAAAUCCGAUCAAAAUCUCACUCAACGGAAGUAUUGGCCUUGAGGUAACACCACCGGAGGAGCCGUUACCAGUACUUGGCGUGCCAUGCGUGAGCAGCAGUGGCGGCAUAAAUCCAUCUAGUUUCGGCGGGUCCACGUUAGGACUGAGCAGUGUUGACUCUCAACUACAAGGUGGAUCACCAUUUCAAGUGCCACAGUCCGAUGAUAGCCAGCAAUCAGUUCGAUCGGCUCAAUCGCCACAACAUUUACAAGGGACUAUUGUAUGACAUAACCUCAACAUGAUGUGGGGUCGCCGGCUUCGAUCUGCCGUUGGUAAAAAUAAAUGGAUUUAGAACAGUUGGAUUUGAAUGCGUUUCUAGUGAGAAAUAUAUAUAUAUAUAUAUACACGCGCUCACAACAUUCGCUGUCACGCAAAACACGAGGCUUAUCAAACAAUCUAAACACCUAGCCAUCACAUUCAUUUUUAAAACAACCAAAUAGAAUUUUUGCCACGCAACAAAGAAAAACACCCAGUCCUAGUACAAAACCAAUUCGCGGCUUAAUAACGGGAAGAAGAACAAAUACAACAUACAUCACAAGCAAAUCACACUCUAUUUCAAACAUAUGUCUUGAUACAAAAAUCGCCUCGAGGCAAAACCAAUUUUAUGAUAGCCUAUAGAGUUCAUUUCAACAGAAGUAUCACACAACACACAAAAAAUCUAAAACAGCUUUAUGUACAAAAGAAACCCUUGAAAAAAUAAAUGAAAAUCGCUUUAAUCUUUUUCCUAAUGUUCAAACAUUUACAAUAUUUAUCCAUAAACCAGACAAUUAAAUGUUCUAUCGAAUAGCGAAGUUGAUGGAAAAAUCAAGCAAAAAAAAAUCGAACAAAAAUAUAAAUAACAACAAAUACUUAGUCAUCAUUACCCAAUUAAAAUGAUCCAUUGGCAUGCAACGCAUUUGAUUAAGCGAUAAGCAUACGACCCAAUUUCUGAUGGCCCAAUGAAUAGCCAAUGAAUAGCCCAAUUUUUUUUUCGUUGUUUCUGGAAAUAUCACAAAAUCGAUUCAUAAUGAUGUGUAGAUGUUUACAAAGGUCCAAGUGAUCAUAUCCAUGGCAAUCAGUCUUAUUUAUAAAAUCGAUUCCAUAGCGAUCUAGAAAAAAAGUAUUUAUUAUUAUUGUUCCGAAUCGAAAACAUUUCAUUUCCUCCUCUAAUUGAAAUCUGUAUAUAAACUCAUUCACUGAAUUUUCUUUUCGAUUCAAUAUAUGGGAAUGAACGGCAUUUGAAUUCAAAAAAAACCAUUUAUGGAAUAAUUUGAGUUUUUCGUUAUUGUCCAUCAGACGAUGUGCAAUAUAUUUUCGCAGCAUUUUAUAGAGAAAAGAUAGAACUGUAAAUAUCGAACUUACCACAAGAAUUGGUUCAAUUGAAUUUCUAGAAAAUUAGCAUUGAAUUAUUUGAUUUCAAUAUCAAUUAUGCGUCAAUUCCCGUUCUUUACUUUCACAACACACUCUCCCCACUCUUCAAGUGAAAAUGCAAUAUUAACACAGACAAACCUCUUUUUUCCGGACAUUUAUUGUUUCCCUGUAAUUACGUUGGGAAAAAAACCAAAUUUGUCUAACUUGUACAGAAUAGCCACAGUGUACAAUUAAAUGUUAUCAUUAGUAGCCAUAGAGUGUAUAAUUAUAAAGGGUAAACAUCAAUAUUAGAAGAAAAAAAAUCAUUUCAAAAAUGAAUUAUUGAAAAUUGAAGAAUACAAAUAAAAAGCUGGUAUGGAUCAAAAAAAAGUUGUGCAAACACAAAAACGUUAGUAAGUUACUUAUUCACUAAACAAAUUAGCAAUUAUAAUGAGAUAGAUUCUUUUUACGAUACAGAUUCAAUUCAUUUCCUCAAUUUUUUCUGAUUUUUUUUUCGCUUUUUUUUCAAUCCACAUCUCUAAUGCGUAUAAAAUGUAGAGACAUCAAUAAUUUUGUCAAAAGGAAAACAACAAAAAAAUCGAAACAAUUGAAUUACAAACACAUGCGUUUAUAUUUGCGUAGCCAAUUAAUAGAGUUAGAAUUGUUCAACAAAUAAAAUAGGAUGAGCGAGAUAUGCAAAUCUAAUCGAAGGUUAAGAUGUGGAAGACCAAUUUUCGAUCAUAUUCUGGACAAAAACUUUAUAGAUUUUAGAAUAAACAGGAAGAUUUUGUUGCUACGUUUGAUUUUACUCCAAGACUUCAUUCAGAAAAUUCGCAAACGGCCAGUAAUAAUUUUAGCACUUUAAAGUACCACAUUUCCUCGAAUCUAUUUUCCAGAUACCUUGUUAUGAAACCAAAUGAUACUACAGAACAUGUUUUUGUCUAUAGACUGUGAAGCUUUGUUUUUCUUCAGAGUAUUCAAAAGGUCGUGUUUAUGAAAAAACGUGACAUUUUCCAAUUGAUUUCAGAACCUGCUUAGAACAAAUAAUUUUUCCCAUUUUUAUACCGAUUCAUAGAGUGCACUGUCACAAAUUUCAACAUUUUUGUGUUAGAAUUUCUGGUAAUGUACGAAAAUCACAGUUAUCCGUGAGUUUCAUACUAUAUUACCGGAUCUCCAUUAAUAAUAUAUAUAUACAUAUACACAGCAAGUCUGCGUUGACAGUUCAAUUUUGAUGGUGAUCCGGUUACCAGAAAUACCAACACAUAACAUAUCUGGAAUUGACAUAAAAAAGUUUUUUGAAAAAAUGAAAAAGAUGAAAAAAAGAAAUAAAUUGAAUUCGAAAAAGAAAUCGCAAAGCAAAAUUCUCACGUUAAAAUGAUUAUUGUUUGUGUGAGGACGGAAACAGCAAAUAAUAAAAUUCUUUAUUUAAAAGUAAACCGUCGGUUCAUGCCUACCAGUGUUGUCGAAGAUAAUCUUAUUAUCUAGAUAAUUCAGAUAAGAUAAGAUAAGAUAUUAUCUUUUAUCUUAUCUAAAUAAUUUGAUAAAAAGAGUGUUUAUCUAUUAUCUUAUCUAGAUAAGUAAAUUUUUUCAUUAUUUAUCUGGAUUUUUUGGAUAAUUUUCCAGAUAAUUAUGAAUGUCUUGGUUUCAAAGUGGCGAAACAAAAAUGCUAUCCAAUUCCGAUGUACUUGCCAGAAGAAUUGAUGUUCCAAAUAUUAAAACCGUAUAGUCAAUUUCGAUUUACCAAGAAAGAUGCACAAGAAAUUUGCAAUUACAGGGCAAAAUUGUGAUUAGUGAUUCACUGAAUCCGUCACUUCGCGCGUGAAUCACAGAUUCAAACAAAUUUCGGGAUCAAGAUUCAUUUUUGUCUGGAUCAGAGAUUCACUUUAUUUCUGAAUCAUUUUCGAUUUGUGAUCCAAUCUGAAGUAAUUUAUUGUCCAAAAAUGAAUCACUGAUCCACUGAAUCAAAAUAAACUGAAUUUCUCCGAAAAAUGAUUCAGUGAAUCUAAUUUAUGAAUCUUCGUUUUGAAUCCGCCCACGCGUAUUUGCCAUAAACUUUCAUCGAACUUCAGGAAAAGCAGCAAUGGCGAUAACUCUUUCGGAUUAUACACGCAGGAAAAGUAUGCCAUUUUGGCGAAAAAUUUGAGCAUAUCACCAAAACAGUUGUUUUUCGAAAAUCGUCAAUAAAGUGAAAUCGAUACCACAAAUGUUUUAUCUUUUUUUCUUAUCUAAAAACUCAUAAUAGAUAAGAUAAUAUCUUUUUUUUUCAUUUAGAUAAGAUAAUAUCUUAUCUUUAUCUAGAUAAAUUUUGAAAAAUAGUUGAAUUAUCUUAUCUUUAUCUAGAUAAAUUAUUUCUUCUUUCCGACAACACUGAUGCCUACAUACACGUGUCACUUUAAGAUACAAAAAGUAUUGAUCAUGUGCUGAUUUCAUCCCCACUACAUUCCCUUAAAUUCACAUUAGCCUUUGUAUGGUUCAUUUCAAAAAUGAAAAUAUAUGUCCUUUUCUAGUUAUUCCAUUUUGGUUGACUAAAAGCUGUUUGGUUGCAUCUUAUCUGAUUUUGAUCGACUAGUUUCAUACAAUUUCAAUUUAAAAAAAACGAAUAUUGACUGAGCUUUCUUCAUCGAUUUGUCAUUCACCUUGGUCACAGAAGAAGAAACCCUCUUGUUGCACACAAAAUUUACUCCGUGGAACAGGAUAUGUUGAACAAAAGACAAAUCUGAAUAACACAAAUAUAAUGCGUACAUAACAUAGAUUUUAGAGAGUUAAGUGAACAAAAGAAAGAAACAACCGCACGAGCAGAAAAAAACAGAUUAAAUCUAAUAUGAAUUAUUAUGAAUUGUAUUUGAAUGAAAAAAAAAUGAAUGAAACACUUUUUUUAAAACAAAUUAAUUUUUUUAACUAAAUUUCGACGAGAGUUUCCGGGAGAUUCAUUGCAAACCAUGCGAAUAAACGUUGCAUUGAAACAAUCAACAUCGCUCGAAACCAACGUGUCGAAAUUAAACGCUUUGGUACUGUGAACGCUUUACUUAUUCAUAUUAAUAAUUGAACAAAAAAUAAAAAAAAAGAAUAGACGUAAACAUAUUUUGACAACCACAAAAAAAAUGAAUUGAUGAUAUUAUAACUAGAGAGAAAGGUUCGACUCGUUAGCUAGGCGCUUGUCUGAUGGUUUAAACGAAAUCAAAGAAAUUACAUUUAGACGUGAUCUGAGAGUGUUGCUAAUAUAUCAACGCUAAAAUUUGCCCAUCAGCAGGAUUUCGAAUCGAUACGAGCUACCGAAAAUGAUGAACUAACCUUCAAACCGUAAAUUGGGCACUGUGUGCCCAAAACCAACUUUGAAUGCUUAUAUCUUAAUUAUUUCUUAUCAUAAAUUAAUAAAAUAACUAUGGUUCGAUUCGUUGAACAUUUGGCUACAAAAAUUGCGUUAACAUACCCACAUACGCGCACUAGCUUACCACAUAUGCGCGUAAACAUGUGUGAUGCGCUAUACGUAAAAUGGGUGCCUGAGUGCCCAUACCCAUAUACAUUUUUCGACAAUUUGCGUAUAAAAAUUAAUGUGGGAACUAUGAAAUAUACAUCAUUGGAAAGAUCUUGAACAGUACAUGUAAUUUGAGUUAUAAAACAUCAAAAUCGAUCAUCAUUUUAUCAAAAUAUGGCCAUUUUAUCAAUUUUGGCCAAAAAAUUCCAACGACCAAAUAUUGGCCAAAUGCCGGCCCAUUUUGAAGUUUUAUACCAAAAAUGACAUCUACUUUUCAAGGACUUUCUAGUGAUAUAAAUAACUUUUUGAUCCAACCUUCCGUUCAAAAUCUCAAUUUUUGACGUCAAAAUAGGCCAUUGUGGAAUUUGUAUGUAUAUGUUUUUGCCUUCAUUUUUGUGAAGAGAUCAACAUUGCAAUUCCCACUUUAUUGAAAAAAUUCCAAGAAACUUGCUGUUGUCUUUCAUAUUUCGAUUUUUUAUGACUUUUAUAAAAUUUCAAAGUAAUUUUCAUACUUUUCCGAUCAAUAAAUACUGAAAUAUUUACAUUUAAAAAAAAUUUAAGAAAAAACUGACAUUUCCCAUAUAAAAUGCAUUAUGGGCACUCAGGCACCGAUUUUACGAACAACGUUAGAAAAUACAUUUUACGGUUUGAAGGUUAAUA